This is a messenger RNA of Drosophila pseudoobscura, 1962 nucleotides long. It is a transcript of the gene Hsp60D, whose product is annotated as Heat shock protein 60D. Gene Ontology annotation, molecular function: ATP binding; protein-folding chaperone binding; ATP-dependent protein folding chaperone. Gene Ontology annotation, biological process: mitochondrial unfolded protein response; protein refolding; apoptotic mitochondrial changes. Bases 134 to 1828 code for a protein of 564 amino acids. Gene Ontology annotation, cellular component: mitochondrial matrix; mitochondrial inner membrane. NCBI's taxonomy places the organism in Eukaryota, Metazoa, Arthropoda, Insecta, Diptera, Drosophilidae. The record is from RefSeq and is a predicted model, not a curated record. The transcript has a single exon.
AAAAGUCACCUAUCUGAUAUUCAAAAUUGAAUUUAAAAAAGAUUACAUAUUUACAUUUGCUUUCAAAUUUCGAUUAUAGUAGCAACCAAAUUUACUGUUAGCCCAAGACCCAAGGAAACGUCUUAAGAGGAAAAUGCUGAAGCGCUGUGGACGGGAUGGACGCCGCUAUGUGGUCGGAGCCAUUCGCAGCUAUGCCAAGGACAUACGCUUUGGUCCGGAGGCGAGGGGGCUGCUGCUGAAGGGCGUGGAUAUCAUGACCAAUGCAGUGUCCGCCACCCUGGGUCCGAGGGGAAGGAAUGUCUUGAUCGAACAGCUGAUGAUAUCGCCCAGGAUCACCAAGGAUGGGAUCACAGUGGCGAAUAAUGUCCAGCUGGACGAUCGGCGCUGCAACAUGGGGGCCCAGCUGCUGAGAGAAACCACCAGAAACACGAACAACGAAGUGGGCGAUGGCACCACCACGGCCACCAUUCUGGCCAGAGGCAUGGCCAGCCAGGGACUGGAGGUGAUCCGCCAGGGGCAGGUCAAUGUCCACGCGCUAAGGGAGGGCAUGCUCGAAGGAUCGAGGGUGGUGUGCGAUGCGCUCCAGAGCAUGUCCCAGAGAGUCGAUACGAUCGACGAAGUGGUGGCCGUGGCCAGAGUAGCCCUAAAUGGAGACAAGAGACUGUCCGAAAUGAUUGGCCGCGCUAUUCAAGAGCUCGGCGAGGGCGGAGUGUUCCUGCUCAAGGAGUCAAAGAGCCUCAGCGACGAGCUGAAGGUGCAACAGGGUAUCACUCUGCCGGAGGGAUUCGUCUCGCCUCUGUUUGCCUGCCAGGGGAGUGGAAAUCGAGUGGAGUACAGCAAUGUGCUUUUGCUGGCCACCCUGGCCCACGUUGAACGGCUGGAAGAUAUUCUGCCCGCUCUGGAGUUGGCCAAGAGCAGGGAACAACCGCUCCUGAUCAUAGCCACUGAUAUAUCAGAAGAGGUAGUAAAGGCUUUGGUCAUCAAUAAACUGCGGAAUGGCCUCCGAGUAUGCGCCGUCAAGGCUCCCAGCUUCGGGUCAGAGCAGCGGGAUCAGAUGCAGGACUUGGCACUGGCCAUGGGGGCCAAUCUUCUGGAGAACACGACCCGUCUGGCUGCGGUCCAGGGCGAGGACCUUGGCGUUGUAAGCGAGGUCAUUGUCGACUCCAGCUCCACCCACCUUCUACACCCCCGCAUCCACAACGCGGAUCAGGUGCAGGCCAGGGUCCAACAUAUCAGAGCCCUGCUGGAGGAGGCGAUCACCGACGAGGAGGUGGAGAAGCUCAACGAGCGUAUGGGCCGACUCCUUGGCCAUCUGGCCACCAUCUACGUGGGAGGGGCCAACGAUCUGGAGGUCAGCGAGAAGAAGGACCGCCUCAAUGACGCCCUUCAUGCCAUGCAUGGGGCCAUCAGUGAUGGCAUUGUCCCAGGCGGCGGUACUGCCUACCUCAGGUGCAUUCCCGCCCUGGAGUCGCUGCCCCGUUCGGAGAUACCGGACCAUCAAAUCGGCAGAGACAUUGUGGGGAACUCCCUUCGCCUGCCCUGCUACACGAUAGCCCGCAAUGCUGGCGUCAAUCCGGCCGAGGUCAUCCGCCAAGUGCUGGAGGGUAGCGGCAACUUUGGCUAUGACGCGGCCGCCGGGGAGUACUGUGAUCUCAAGCAGCGCGGCAUUGUCGAUCCCACAAGUGCCCUGCGUGCCGCCAUGUCCGAAGCCGCUGGCAUUGCCUCCCUGCUGGCCACAACCGAGGUCCUUAUAACAGAGGAGCGCAUCAGACCAAAGGUGCCACGGAAUCAAGUGACCAAAGAUCUGGCCAGCCUCAUUGGAAUGUAGAAAAAAGCAUCCCACAAAUGCUUUGCUCCGCGCUCCGACGUUUGUCUAAAUUUUAGCAUGUUCUUAAAUGUAGGAAAGGAAAUCAUUUAAAGUAUCGAUUAUUGGUGGUUUCUAGAAAACUUUUCGCCUUAAAA